GCUCCGCAACGUAGUCUGAUUCCGCAGUCCCCGUGUUCACGUACAGACAUACGCACUUGCGCACCGCGUAUAUCGUAUGUCGUGUUGUCGUUGUGAUUUUAUAUUAUUACAUUUUUUGUGUUUUACGAAAUCGUUUUAAACGAUCACCGUUAAUAUUAUUUGUUCUGUUUUCUUUUCGAUAACUUGACGUGAGCGAUUAUUACGGGUUUACCGUAUAAUUUCACAUUGCCGUUGCCGCCGUCGAACUAUAAUUGCGCCCGCAGACGUAUGUGAAUAAUUUUAUUGUGCUACGUAUUAAUACACCUAUAUAAUUCAUACAACGUUCUCGAAUUUUUUCCUUUUCAUUUUUGAUUCGUAAGUUUAUUAUCGUAUUACCGUAUUAGUGGUCAUUGUGCGUGCUUGUUGAAACCGUUUUUAAUCCAUUCGCGAUAUUAUAAAUAAAUGUGUUGGGCUCGCGUCGGGUGCGGACUAUGAGCUGCACAGAGGUUAUGUAUCAGGCGUAUUAUCCGUAUCUGUACCAGAGAUCUUCGAGCACGGCUGCUCCACCGACCAGGGCGCCGCAUCAUCACUUUGCGCCGUUCACUCAUCAAUAUGAUCGGUUAAGAGCGUUGGAAACACACCAACAAGCAUCCACAUCUUCGCCAAUUGGUGGUGGAGAUUCGCCGGCUAACAGAUGGACAACAAUUGCAGAUCAUACAGACUCACACCACAGCAGCGUCGGAUCCGGAGCGUCCAGCGUGGGCCCUGUAGGUGGAAUCGCAAGUCCUGCAUCCUCGCCGGCUACAGCCAAUAGCGUUUCGGUAGUGCACAAGGAAGAGGACACAUCCAGAGACGAUGCUCGCACUGAAAUGGACGAGGACGAUGACAACGUGCAGGACGAUUCUAGAACGCGCGGGGACAGGCGUACCGCUGCACAUGCGCAAUACGUGUCGGUGAAUUGCGUAGUGUUCACCCACUAUACCGGAGACGUCGCCACCGUGGUAGACGAACACUUUUCCAGGGCGUUGAACAGUGAUCAAAAACUCAACAAUGCCCAUCAAACAUCGACCAAAGAUACUUCCCCAAUGACUUCCAGAAACUUCCCAGCGUCGUUUUGGAACAGUAAUUAUCACUCACAUCACUCCACUAGUCAAGUGUAUCAUCCCGACACAAUGUACCAUCAUCAUAGCACUGCUGGUAACCCUGCAGAUCCAUGGCAAACACAUUACCAACAAUAUACUGCUGCAGCUGCUCAUCACCAUCACAGGGCUGUGCACGAAUACCAUCACCACCAUAACAUGGCUGCUCAGUACAGCAGCUUAUUACUACCGCCACCAACUUCGAGACUGGCACCACCACCGCCGCCACCACCUCCUCCAUCUAGUCACCCACAUUCACACCAGUAUCACGGCAAAGCUGGCAUGGAACCAUGGCCUAACAGCGCCCAUCACCCAGCCUUGGAUACCGGCACGUCUUACUCAUCAUAUCCAACUGUUCCAGGUCUAGAAGCUCAAGUGCAAGAGACGUCCAAAGAUCUAUAUUGGUUUUAAAUGUUUUGAUGAGAAUUUUUGUUAAAUUUCGGUAAAAUUUCAUUUUUCCGUUGUUAAUGUUGAAAUAAGUGAUUUUUACGUAUAUAUAAAAUAGAAAUUGUUACACUUGACAGUCAACACCUCAGUGAAUGCGCAAUCUCUAUUCUAUUCUUUAAAUACUUAAAAUUAAUCUUCGAUCUGUCUCUUUACAGAAUAAUUUUACGUUAAAAUGAUAUUACAAUAAUGGUUAUUAUUAAUAUGAUACAAGAUCAUGACGAUAAAUGCAAAAUUAACAAUUUUUUUUUGAAAACGUGUAUAGUAUUAUAAUUAUAUAAACCGUGUUGUUUGACAUAGCGUAAAGCGUAAUUAGAAAAUUAUAUAAAAUAAUCAUAAGCUAUAGGUGUAUUAUGUUAUGCUGUAAAUUAUAAUAUGAUCACCCGGUUCUAAUUUGGUGGAGAUCCCAAAAUCUGAAUUAUUGACAGUUAUAUUUUCCAAUUAAAUUAUUUUAACUAUUUAUUUUAUUAUUAGAAACUGACUACAAGUUAUAAAAUAUUUAUUUAAAUUAUAAAAUCUGACUAAAUUAUCAACAACACGGAUAUCAGAAUUUUACAAAAUCUAUAAUUUUUUCAAGCACUAUGUAAUAAUAAAUAAUAAUAUAUUAUACAUAGGCACAUAGCAUAUGAGUGUCUCGCCGAUUUUGCGGUCUUCAUGGAAAACUUUACAAUAUUUCAAAUACUCGAUUUAUUCAAUUUUUAAUAUAUAUAUAUAUAUAUUUAUAUAUAUAUUAGAUUUGA
Molecule: messenger RNA, 2302 nt
Organism: Melanaphis sacchari
Lineage: Eukaryota; Metazoa; Arthropoda; Insecta; Hemiptera; Aphididae
Gene: vg
Product: protein vestigial
Exons: 6
Coding region: 471-1529 (352 amino acids)
Biological process (GO): regulation of transcription by RNA polymerase II
Cellular component (GO): nucleus
Molecular function (GO): ATP binding
Source: RefSeq, a predicted model, not a curated record